AUGUUCUCAAACAACGAUGAAGCUGCGAUCAACAAAAAACUGCCCAAAGAGCUGCUGCUUCGCUCCUCUUGGAUUUUCUGGCUGCGCUCGAAGAUGGCUUGAGCAUCCUUCUCCGUGUCCAGUUCAUACACUGCUGUGGCUCCCAUGUCUCCUGGGCCAACAGGUUUCGCUGACCUGGUCGCUUUAAUUUUCUCUUUCCUGGAUGUGGUCACUCUGUGUCGUUGUGCUCAAGUUUCCAGGGCAUGGAAUGUUCUGGCCCUGGAUGGCAGUAACUGGCAGCGAAUUGACCUGUUUGAUUUCCAGAGGGAUAUUGAGGGCCGAGUGGUGGAGAACAUUUCCAAGAGAUGUGGGGGAUUCCUGCGGAAGCUGAGCCUGCGCGGCUGCCUGGGAGUGGGGGACAACGCCUUAAGGACCUUUGCCCAGAACUGCAGGAACAUCGAAGUGUUGAACCUCAAUGGUUGUACCAAGAUCACGGACACCACCUGCACCAGCCUCAGCAAGUUCUGCUCCAAACUCAGGCACCUGGAUUUGGCUUCCUGCACCUCCAUAACCAACCUGUCCCUGAAAGCACUGAGCGAGGGAUGCCCGCUGCUGGAACAGCUCAUCAUCUCCUGGUGCGACCAAGUGACCAAGGACGGGAUCCAGGCGCUGGUGCGGGGCUGUGGGGGGCUCCGGGCCCUGUCCCUCAAGGGCUGCACCCAGCUGGAGGACGAGGCCCUGAAGUUCAUCGGUGCCCACUGUCCCGAGCUGGUGACCCUGAACCUGCAGACCUGCCUGCAAAUCACGGAUGACGGGCUCAUCACCAUCUGCAGGGGCUGCCACAAGCUGCAGUCCCUGUGCGCUUCUGGCUGCUCCAACAUCACCGACGCCAUCCUCAACGCCCUGGGACAGAACUGCCCACGCCUCCGAAUAUUGGAAGUGGCGAGGUGUUCCCAGCUGACCGACGUGGGCUUCACCACCCUGGCCAGGAACUGCCAUGAGCUUGAAAAAAUGGAUCUGGAAGAAUGUGUCCAGAUAACAGACAGUACACUAAUCCAGCUUUCCAUACACUGUCCACGGCUCCAGGUCCUGAGUUUAUCCCACUGCGAGCUGAUCACGGACGACGGGAUCCGUCACCUGGGGAACGGCGCCUGCGCCCACGACCGCCUGGAGGUGAUCGAGCUGGACAACUGCCCCCUGAUCACCGACGCCUCCCUGGAGCACCUCAAGAGCUGCCACAGCCUGGAGAGGAUAGAACUGUACGACUGCCAGCAGAUCACGCGGGCCGGGAUCAAGAGACUCAGGACCCACCUGCCCAACAUCAAAGUCCACGCCUACUUCGCCCCGGUGACCCCCCCGCCCUCGGUGGGCGGCAGCCGACAGCGCUUCUGCAGAUGCUGCAUCAUCCUAUGACACUGGAACCUCGUCCCGGCAAACUGAGGCUGGAGCCACGCCCGUGGAAUUCCAGGGGACACCAGAACCUUCGAGGAAAGCGAUCCCAGUGUCAUUUGUGAGGGCCAGUGAGCAGGGCUGGGGUGCCCUGUAGCCACCCACACAC
This is a messenger RNA of Corvus hawaiiensis (hawaiian crow), 1537 nucleotides long. RefSeq names its product F-box and leucine rich repeat protein 20 (gene FBXL20). Bases 145 to 1392 code for a protein of 415 amino acids. The record is from RefSeq and is a predicted model, not a curated record. Lineage: Eukaryota; Metazoa; Chordata; Aves; Passeriformes; Corvidae. Gene Ontology annotation, cellular component: SCF ubiquitin ligase complex. The transcript has 15 exons. Gene Ontology annotation, molecular function: protein binding. Gene Ontology annotation, biological process: SCF-dependent proteasomal ubiquitin-dependent protein catabolic process.